AGAAACAAACCAUCUCCAAACACUAUCCCCAAACCUCUCUCUCUCUCUCUCUCUCUUUAGAUAACACUCUAAUUUGUUUAGUUUCUGUGAGAUUGAUUCUUCUGAGGCCUUGAGAAGCUCUCUCAAAAGCCAUGGCGUCCUUUUCAGUCUCUUCUCCGUCGACCAUCAUCGAUGCUAGAGCUCCUCCUUCUCGUCAACCGUCCGCCUCCGCCUCUUCUCCCUCGUGUAUUUCACUUCCCACGCUUCCUCCUCCUCCGAUUCAGUCUCAGAACCGCGCCGCUAAAGCCACUGCUUACUGUCGGAAGAUUGUGAGGAACGUUGUGACGAGAGCUACAACUGAAGUUGGUGAAGCUCCUGCCACUACUACUACUACCGAUGCUGAUACUACAGAGUUACCUGAAAUCGUCAAGACUGCUCAACAAGCUUGGGAGAAAGUGGAGGACAAGUACGCCAUAAGUUCUCUUGCGUUGGCUGGUGCGGUGGCUCUUUGGGGAUCUACUGGAAUGAUUUCGGCGAUUGAUAAGCUUCCAUUGAUUCCUGGUGUUUUCGAACUUGUAGGCAUCGGUUACACAGGGUGGUUCACUUACAAGAACUUGAUCUUCAAACCAGACAGGGAAGCUCUGUUUCAGAAGGUCAAGAACACAUACAAAGACAUAUUAGGGAGCAGCUAAAUCAAAGGAGGAGGAAGAAGAAGAAGAUCCCUUAUUUGGGGGCCAUUCAUGAAUUCGAAGGAAGAAGAAGAUCCCUUAUUAAAAGAAUCUAACAGAGAUCCCACAUCUUUCUUUCGAUCUUUCCUUGUUGUAACUAAAUAAUUUUCGUCGUCUUCCUCUGUCUGUCUUUCAUACGUAUCUCUGGUCUCUUUUUCUUUAGUUCAAAAAUAUCAUCCAUUUAUGUCAAGUGUUGUAAAUUCCUCAAGACUAUAUAUGAGAUGUUGAUUUCAUGUUUUCAAAACUUGGUCUCCAUCUUUGUA
Molecule: messenger RNA, 970 nt
Organism: Camelina sativa (false flax)
Lineage: Eukaryota; Viridiplantae; Streptophyta; Magnoliopsida; Brassicales; Brassicaceae
Product: protein CURVATURE THYLAKOID 1B, chloroplastic
Cellular component (GO): thylakoid; chloroplast thylakoid membrane
Source: RefSeq, a predicted model, not a curated record